CCAGACUUGAGAGGCUCAGCCGACCUGCUGACAGAAAACCGAUAUGGCGGCCACUCUGGGCAGCGGAGAGCGCUGGACCCAAGGGGAAAUUUGACAGACGCGGGUCCCUGAGCUCACAGAGCUGUCAGUCCACUGAGAGAGUUUGACCGGUUAACAGCCUUUUACAAAACACGGCCACUUACAUUGAUGCGAUUAGAAGAAACAAAUACCCAGAAGACAAGCGACCUGAGAGCCAUGAUCCCUGUGGUUGCUGUAACUGCAUGAAGGCACAAAAGGAAAAGAAGUCUGAGAAUGAGUGGAAUCAGACCCGUCAGGGAGAGGGGAACACCACUUACACAGAGGAACAGCUACGUGGGGUACAAAGAAUCAAGAAGUGCAGAAAUUACUAUGACAUUCUGGGUGUUUCUCACAAUGCCAGCGACGAAGAGCUUAAGAAAGCGUACAAGAAGCUCGCCCUGAAGUUUCACCCCGACAAGAACUGUGCUCCUGGAGCGACAGACGCCUUCAAAGCAAUAGGAAAUGCGUUUGCAGUCCUGAGCAAUCCCGACAAGAGACUCCGCUAUGAUGAAUAUGGAGAUGAGCAGGUGACUUUCACUGUCCCUCGAGCCAGAUCUUAUCAUUAUUACAGAGACUUUGAAGCUGACAUCUCUCCAGAAGAAUUAUUUAAUGUGUUCUUCGGAGGACAUUUCCCUUCAGGAAAUAUUCACAUGUUCUCAAAUGUGACAGAUGACAGUCAGUAUUAUCGCAGGCGGCACCGCCACGAGAGGACACAGACACAUAAGAGAGAGGAAGACAAAUCUCAGACUCCAUAUUCGGCAUUUGUUCAGCUGCUUCCAGUCCUGGUGAUUGUGACUAUUUCUGUCAUUACUCAGCUGCUCGCUGCUAAUCCCCCAUAUAGUCUGUUCUAUAAAUCAACCUUGGGCUAUACCAUUUCUAGAGAAACGCAGAACCUGCAGGUGCCUUACUUCGUGGAUAAAAACUUUGACAAGGCCUACCGAGGCGCUUCCCUUCGUGACCUGGAGAAGACUAUAGAGAAAGAUUACAUUGAUUACAUCCAGACGAGUUGUUGGAAGGAGAAACAGCAAAAGUCGGAGCUGACCAAUUUGGCGGGGUUGUACAGAGACGAGCGACUGCGGCAGAAAGCAGAGUCAAUGAAACUGGAAAACUGUGCAAAGCUUUCCAAGCUCAUUGGCCUGCGCAGGGCGGGCUGAGAGGCCAGCGACCCUGCUCCGGGUGGGGUAUGCUUACCCGUUACGAUUGCAUUGCAAAUCCCAUUUUAUAAUACAAGUUAGGAGAUAUGAGCACUGUACUAUCUGCUGACUUUGUUGGGCAGAGCUGCAGUGGGUGGAGACUUGUCCCCUCCGGUCCAUCCCCAGGCCUGGCUCCCAGGGCAGAACAGUUGGUCUUAGUCACAGGCAUGGUAAAGUUUGGACCCAGCUCCUCUGUGAAGUAGGUCAGGGCAUCCCAGAGAAGACCCACCUUUCCUCCUUUGUCCUGUCUGCAGCAAAAGCCCACUACCUAGGCAUGUCUAGGCUUAGCCAGUGCACUUCAGAGUAUUGGUGGUGUCUGCCAAGAAUUAUGCCUCUCCUGCUCUAGAGUCACCACCUCCCCCAAUUUUCAAUUUUCCACUCCCUAAGGACUGUAGAGAAAUUGACCUAUGUAGCCAAUAGUUCAGUGUUAUCCACAUCUCUGUUGAGUCAGGGCCAUAAGCAAAGCCACCUGAUUUGAGGUUUCUUUUCUUUUUUUGAGAGAAGGGCUCGCCCUGCAGCCCAGACCGACCAGGAACUCACUACCUAGUCCAAGCUGGCCUCCGUCUGCAGUGAUUCUCCUGCCUGAGCCCGGCUGCCAGUGAGGCUCCUUUAUUGUCUUAGUCUUCUCUUUCAGGUCUAAGAAGUAAAACCUGGUUGAGCAGGCUGGGUAUGGUGGCCUACAUCUGCACCCAGGAGGCAAAGGCAGGCCAUUCUUGCUGCGCUGGGAGACAGCUCAGUGAACAGUCCAGCAGCAGGUAGUGGGGCUAAGGGAGGUGAAAUCCAAGACAGUCAGCUCUUCACUGUAGAUCCCCUGCUCCGUUUCUGAACUGGAGAGCACUCUGUGUCCCUCCCUUUAAAUCAUCAUUUAGUGUUAACGAUUGUAUGAUGAGCACAGGAAUGCACAGAAGGGCAGGAGUCAAACCCGAGAGGAGACACGGGCAUGGAGACACAGAGGGAAGAGCCUGUCACUGCGGCGUGGGAGACUCAGCGUCAGCAGCCAUUUUGUCUGGCUGAGUGCCCUGCACCUUUUAGUGUGAGAUAGUGAUGUGAUCUUUCACCCGUUCAAUAUUUAUGGAGUGCCUACUGCAAAGCGAGGCCUUUCACUCACAUGGUGUUCUGUUUCCUUUUGUUUUUUCACUUAUUCCUCCUAACAGUUUGUGAAGCCGGUGUGUUAGCCCUUUUAUGAAUCAGAGCAUUGGCCAGACAGGAUAAAUGGUCAGCCUAGGUCAUAUGACUAGGUGAGGAAAUACAAUGUGUGAGAAGUCAGCCUUUUUCUCGGGAGAUUCUAGCCAGGUUGGCAAGGCAGACUUCCCCCUCCUCCAGACAUCUCCACCCCCACCUUGAAUCCUUUCCAUACCAUCCUGAGUCCCUGCAGGGCUGCUUCCCUGCUGGGCUUUUAGAAGCAGGAUCAGGGCUGGAGAGAGACUGAGCAGUUAGAAGAGCACUGGCUGCUCUUCCAGAGGACUCAGGUUCAGUUCCCCGC
Mus pahari (shrew mouse) is the source of this 2733-nucleotide messenger RNA. It is a transcript of the gene Dnajc18, whose product is annotated as DnaJ heat shock protein family (Hsp40) member C18. Gene Ontology annotation, biological process: cellular response to misfolded protein. Gene Ontology annotation, molecular function: Hsp70 protein binding. NCBI's taxonomy places the organism in Eukaryota, Metazoa, Chordata, Mammalia, Rodentia, Muridae. The transcript has 9 exons. The coding region runs from base 261 to 1211 and encodes 316 amino acids. The record is from RefSeq and is a predicted model, not a curated record. Gene Ontology annotation, cellular component: endoplasmic reticulum membrane.